AUUUUAGCGAAAAAAUAUCAUAAACAAUCUGGGUUGGGAAAUAAAUGUUGUCGGAUGACGGCUCUUGCUGAUGAACGUUUGAAACUUAUGGAAGCGAUGUAUAUAACGAUAGGAUUUGCGUGGAAACCUGAAGCUCAUGUUGAUGUAAAGCGCGUCGAACUUCUGAUCAGUAAAGCGGAAGACAUCUAUCAAGAUCAUUUUGAUCACAGCCAGGAGCCUUUGAUUGAAAAUGAUAAGUGCACCACUUACACCUUAGAACAGUGGAAUACAGAGGGUGGAAGCUAUUGUGCUUGUCCGUCUCUCGAACCAGGAGUUUAUCAGUUUGUUUUUAGAGUGGACAAUGGCACAGAAAGAGAACUACAAAUUUCUGAUUAUUACGAGAUAACGUUCUUGGGCAAUGGUCGUCCGGUGAACUACAUCGAACUUAUUGAAAACUCAGAGGUCGAUCGAUCAACUCUGGCUGUUGGCAAAAGAAAUAUUAUUCGAUGUAAGUAUCUUCAGCUUCACGAAGCUGUUAAUCAACAAUCUUAUUUCCAGCAAGCAAAUCUAAAACCAACCUGUUGUUCCGAGCCAGCCUCCAAUAAUUAUUCAUCGCAGACCGUCAAAAUUAAUCCGAGAAAGGAUUUUACCUACAACAGAUUCAGUACAAAAAUCACAGGUAGCCCUAGCUCUAUGAGCCAACCUAAUUUUGAGCGUUACAAUAACAUUGCAUAAAUAGCAAAAAAAUAUCAGAACCCGUAUAGGUUAAAAAAUAUGCGAUUUUAUAGCAAACUUUAUCUCACUGGCUUAUUACUUGGGCAGAGUGCCAAGUAAAGGAUUCGCGACGCUCAGGAAUGUCCUAAAGUUGCUUUUUGGGUGACAAAAUUGGGCAUGCAAAAUCUGUGAGUUUAAACGGUUUGAGUCAGCUAUUUGACAAAGUGUGAGUGGACCAAUAUCCUGGUGAACGCCGUUGGGCGAAUCGACCACAUUUCAGUUUGAGAUAUCUCAAGAUCACUUCGUAUUUGAGGAAGAAAUCUGUGACCCGUCAGAUCGGAUGAGACUCUAAGUUGAGGGAUUAGCCGAUUGCACCACUGAGACCCCAAGUAGUUUGUAAUGUGAAAAAUAGCUAUAAAAUCAUGCACUAGUUUACCAGGGCACGAAAGUUCGUGACUCUUUGGCAUGUCUUGGCUAUUUCAGGCAGUGAGACCAGAUUUAUCUCGAGAUCACUUUGAGUUCUUUCCGCUAGAAUAAAUAUUUUAAUUUAUUGCCCCCGCAUUUAUUUUGCUCAGAAGGCGAAAUCCUGAGGAGGCAUCCUAGCAGCUCCUGUGUAUGUAUCGAAAAGUACUUACCUUUUAAAUAUACAGUCAGUUUACCCCCAAAAAAUUAAUCUACAUUUGCAUGAUCAGGGGCCGAAUGGAAUCACUGGGUAAUGAUGGCGUUUCUAUUCUUCACGCAAAUAAGAGAUGGUUAAGAUGACGUAAAACAGAAAUCCCCAAAGGGACCUCUUAGGUUGAUUUUUUGACACCUAUUGUACAGUCAUACUUUGAUAUUCUUUUUCAUUACGUUUUAUCAGUGACAUUCUGUGGAGAAGCUUUUUUGAACGUUAUGGACCAAAAGACACUCGUUAAGUGCAGAUGAAGUUAUAAGGUGCAUGCUGUGCUGACAUUGUCCCUGCUCACAGAUGUCCUUCUAUAAAGUUUUUUUUUAAAGUAUUGUUUUAAUAGUUAAAAGGACUGGACACUCCAGUGUGAAUUGAUCAAACUUUUUAAUUUCUAAGGCUUACUUUCUGGCUAAUAAAAUGAACUGUAUGUAAAAAUUGGAAGGAAAAUAGCAAAAAAUUCCAACUUCCAAUCAAAUCUUGUCUUAUGGUUUAAAGAAAAAACUGAGAAAAUGAGAAUGUUUUGAUCAAAGCUGUGCUUACAAAUGGAACUGAUCAGUGCAUGGAACCUUGUGUUUCCUGUUUUUAUCUCACCUAUUGUAUGGAAUAUGUGUGAAAAUCUUCAAUAUGAAUUGGUAUAUUUCAAAGAGCUUCACAAUGACCAAGAGUACUAUUGACUGACAAUAUACAGAGCAGGGGCAGCUAUAGUGUCAUCUAUUACUAGUCUGAAGAAUAAAUAAUUAUUUCCUCAACUGCAACCCAGGCCAGCAGAUCAGAUGCUAAGUUGAUGAAUCAGCCCAUUGCGGCACCAUGACCUUAUGUGGUUUGUCAUGUGAAAAUUAGUAUAAUAUCACUCACUAGUUUGGAAGAAGGUUGUUUUUUACCUAGAAAUGGAGUGAUUUCUUCUGAUAAUUGGAAAUAACACAUCAGUCAAUUCCAGCUGCGCCCAGUUUGAGAGCAAACUAGCUGGAUAAGCUAAAUGCACUUUUCACUAUAAAAAACAAACCUUUAACCUUUUUUGAAACUCUUUUUCCAUUAAACUUUUGCAAAUUCUAUUUUGUUAACUGUUGUGGCCACCUUGUCAAGAGGUUGCAAACCAAGAAGAUUACCGGCUUAUGUAUAUGUAUGUACGGUGUAUAUGAACUCCAUAAUGACACUUAACAUCUGGUGGCAAUGAUGUAUUUUGUAUUAAGUUUAUAUAAACAUAUACAAAGUAUGUCAUAACAGGAGAACAAGUAAUUAUUACUUGCUCUCUUGUUAUGCCAAUCUUGGAUGCUAGUUAAUCUGCAUGUGUAAUCUUUGGCCUCACCUAUAAAAUAAAUGAGAUCUGUCUGUAAUGAAACCAGUCAAAAUAGACACAAGUCUUUUUUUUUGUUUGACAGCACGUGGAGGUUCAUCAGGUACCACUUCCUCAAGAAGCAAGAAGAGCUUUGGCAGUGACAGGGAGAGCAGCCUCAAUAGCAGCUCUGAUGCUAAUUGUACAACAUGUACUUUGUUAUGACACUAAAAUUCACCACUGUUGACUCAGUGCACUCAUACAUUUGACACAGUUUACAAGGACAUUGUGUACUCUGGAUAUCAACAUUAUUAUUUUAAGCAAUGGAAUUGUUUGUAAGGGUUAUUUUAAGGAUGUUUUUUAAACUUGGUGAUACAGAUUUUUAUUCAGCAAAACCUUUGUUAAGCAGAAAGCCACAGGACACUUGCUUGGGCCUUUGGAAGCAUCUGCUCAUUAUACUUGUUCACUCAGGGCCAUAGCCAGCUAAUAUCAGAAAAUAAGUUUUUUAAUGUACAUGUGUAGCUGUCUUGGCCAUAUGUUUUUUUUUGCAAGUCAAACACCGGAAACUUUAACAUUUUAACUGAGACAACUCUCUCUGCUACCACUACGCUGGCGAUGCAGGCCCUGUCAUUUUACAGAAAACAUGGCAAAAAAGCUGUAGAUGGGAAGUUUACAUAACAUGGACUGUGCUUAAUACUGGUUUUAAUUUAGUUAACUAUCCAAGCCAUAUUCUAAUUUUAUCAAAUGAAUUCUUACUUAUUUUAUUGUCUGAAAAUUCAUCGAGUAUCCACCAUAACAUACACUAGGUAUGAAGAAUGUUACCUAAAAUAACCAGUUAGGGGUCUUUGAAAGAGAAACAAACAAAAUAAAAAGAACUGAAUGUGAUCUGCAGAAACUACAUGGCCCCAACAGCUAUAUUAAUAAUAACAAUAAUGAUGAUGAUGAUGAUAAUAAUAGCAAUGACAAUAAUGAUAAUAAUAAUAAUAACAAUAAAUAAAUAAAUUAUUUAAUAUUAAAUUUUAACAUCAUUUUACCUGGUCCACAAUCAGUCAUCACGUAUCUCAUACUGUAUUUUCCUUCAUGUUUUUAAAAUAAAGCCAAAUUAAGGGUAUCUAGCACUUAGAGUGAGGUGACAACAAUAGGAGAACUGUCACUGGAACAUCCAAACAGUGGUUUGAUAGAGAUGGCUGAUAUUUUGGGUUUUUGAUUGCUGGCUGCUUGGUGUAACUGUACAUCCAAGCAGUCAGACAUGUACCUAGGAGAGUUGGCUAUGAGUUCCUUGGCAUGGUCAGGUGUUACAGGUUCCAAGUGUAAAAAAGGACAAAACAAAGGCUAGAAGCUGAAUCAUAGCUCAGAGCUGUCAUCAAGAGUCAGAAAGGGGCUGGAGAUUCCUCCUGGCUAUUAUGAACGUGACUGUGAUCCCCGACUACUUUCAUAGGAAACACAAGGAAAAUGGAAUUCCCCACGCAUUAAUAAUAUUGCAUAAGUCCAGCAACUUGAACUAUUAGUGACAGCCCUCAUAGCCAUCCAGUUUUACAUGGAUUUCUUUUAUCUUCUCAGUAAAGAACCUGCCAAAGUUAGUAGUGACUAGAAGUGUGAAGUAGUCAGUGUAAGAAGGGCAAACAACAUCAUGCAUUAUGAAAAAUUAUGCUGUAAAAGCUAAAAACUAAUUUCUUUACAACUGCAAAACACUGAUGGGGUAUAGUAAACUUGUUCCAGGAAUAUAGGUUUCCUUAAUAAUAAAUUAAUAAUAAUAAUAAUAAUACAAUAUUAUUUCACUGUGUUUUAUUGAUAGUACUUUACUUUACAUGAGUGUAAUGAUUAUUACAGUUGGCUUGGUAACAUUGCAAUUCCACAUAUUUUUUCGUAGCUUUGUAAUACUGGGCUUCAUUGGUUAAUACAUUGUUGUCUUAUCUAGUUAGUAAUCUGGGGUAUCUAAUUUAUACAAAAGUUUUUACUUACUACGGUAUUUGCUUUCAUGGUUUCGGAAUUAUUAUUUAUAGUAAUCAAAUAUUAUUGUGUAAUUUCCUAUUAUAUUACAAACUGUAUAAUAAAAUUUUUAUUGACCUUUUUUAAUCUGAUAUUAUUUCCCCUUUGUAAGUGUUGAUAAG
Molecule: messenger RNA, 4744 nt
Organism: Porites lobata
Lineage: Eukaryota; Metazoa; Cnidaria; Anthozoa; Scleractinia; Poritidae
Source: the annotation of a GenBank genome assembly